Molecule: messenger RNA, 4692 nt
Organism: Rhineura floridana
Lineage: Eukaryota; Metazoa; Chordata; Lepidosauria; Squamata; Rhineuridae
Gene: SLC6A9
Product: solute carrier family 6 member 9
Exons: 14
Coding region: 629-2539 (636 amino acids)
Biological process (GO): glycine import across plasma membrane; sodium ion transmembrane transport; synaptic transmission, glycinergic
Cellular component (GO): plasma membrane
Molecular function (GO): glycine:sodium symporter activity
Source: RefSeq, a predicted model, not a curated record
GCACGCGGGAGGAAUGUGGCCGCCGCUGGACCCUUGCAAACCCUCUUUCUCCACCGCAACCAGGAAUCUCUGCGGCCCCCUCCCCAGAGCCCCACGGCACGGCUAGACUGAGGCAGGGCGGGAGCGUAUCGGAGAAACAAGACCGUCCCAAUCAACGAGGGGGGCGGGAACGGCUGGGCGGAGCCGGUGCAGGGAAGGCGGGACGUGCCUGCGGCUGCCCACUCGGAAUCCUCUACCACAACUUUAAUUAAAGUCAGCGGCCCCCUCCCGAGCCCACGGCAGACCGUGAGUGUCGGCUGCCACGCGUAGACGCGAUCUCCCCCACUUGGCGCACAGGCAAGCUCGGACGGAGCGCAUCGACAGCUACUAAGCCGAACCGAGGCCGAAGGAGUACGGUUAGAAGGCUGAUGCAAUUUUCCUUCUAAGAGGAGCCACCUUGACAGCGUGCCUGAAAAGCCUGGGCGAGGCACGAGCUGCGAUCGGCAGGAGGAGACGGGAUCGGCAUGGAGAGGCUUUCUGUCUCUUUGGUCUAGUUUGCACUGCCAUCUGAGCUUUCUCUGUAGCCUGGGAAGUGUAGCCAGCAAGACGGAUAGCGGGCAGGUGGGCGCCCACAUCACGGCCCUCAACCAUGGCAGAAAAAUGUAGCGAGAGCUUGCUGAAUGGUGCUGUCCCUGGUGAGACGGGUAAGCGAGACGAGAACAUCAAACGUGGCAACUGGGGCAACCAGAUCGAGUUUGUUCUCACGAGUGUCGGCUAUGCUGUUGGACUUGGCAAUGUAUGGCGCUUCCCUUACCUCUGCUAUCGCAAUGGGGGAGGUGCUUUCAUGUUCCCCUAUUUCAUCAUGUUGGUAUUCUGUGGGAUCCCUCUCUUCUUCAUGGAACUCUCAUUUGGACAGUUUGCCAGCCAGGGCUGCCUUGGCGUCUGGAGAGUUAGCCCCAUGUUCAAAGGUGUUGGGUAUGGUAUGAUGGUUGUGUCCACCUACAUAGGAAUUUACUACAAUGUUGUGAUCUGCAUCGCCUUCUAUUAUUUCUUCUCAUCAAUGACACGGUUGCUACCCUGGACAUACUGCAACAACCCCUGGAACACACCUGACUGCACUGGUGUGUUGGACGUUACCAAUGGCUCAGCUGGGUCAUCACUCAACCUCACCCAUUUCUUGAACCAGACACUCAAGCGCACUAGCCCCAGUGAGGAAUACUGGAGGCGGUAUGUGCUAAAGUUGUCUGAUGACAUUGGGAAUCUGGGCGAGGUGCGGCUCCCUCUUCUGGGUUGUCUGGGUGUCUCUUGGGUUGUCGUCUUCCUCUGCCUCAUCAAGGGCGUCAAGUCCUCAGGAAAAGUUGUAUAUUUCACGGCGACCUUCCCGUAUGUGGUGCUGACAAUCUUAUUUGUGCGGGGGAUAACGCUUGAAGGAGCUGUUACUGGGAUCAUGUACUAUCUGACACCGCAGUGGGACAAAAUUCUUGAUGCAAAGGUAUGGGGAGAUGCUGCUUCCCAGAUCUUCUAUUCAUUGGGCUGUGCCUGGGGUGGACUUAUCACCAUGGCAUCAUAUAACAAGUUCCAUAAUAACUGCUACAGGGACAGCAUCAUCAUCAGCAUCACCAACUGUGCUACAAGUGUCUAUGCAGGCUUCGUCAUCUUCUCCAUCCUUGGCUUCAUGGCCAACCACCUAGGUGUGGAUGUUUCCAAAGUGGCUGACCACGGUCCUGGUUUGGCCUUUGUGGCCUAUCCAGAGGCACUGACACUGCUUCCUAUCUCCCCUCUUUGGUCUGUUCUCUUCUUUUUCAUGCUCAUCCUCCUGGGACUGGGCACACAGUUCUGCCUUCUGGAGACUCUUGUCACAGCCAUUGUGGAUGAAGUAGGAAAUGAAUGGAUCAUCCGUCAGAAAACCUUUGUGACUCUUGGUGUGGCUGUGGUGGGCUUCCUGCUUGGUGUUCCACUCACCACUCAGGCUGGUAUCUACUGGCUGUUAUUAAUGGACAACUAUGCAGCAAGCUUCUCACUUGUCGUCAUUUCAUGCAUCAUGUGUGUCGCUAUCAUGUACAUCUAUGGGCACCAGAACUACUUCAGGGACAUUGAGAUGAUGCUGGGUUUCCCACCACCCAUUUUCUUCCAGAUCUGCUGGAGGUUCAUCUCUCCUGUUAUCAUCUUUUUUAUCCUUGUGUUCACAGUGAUCCAGUACCGACCUAUCUCCUACAAUACCUACGUGUACCCUACCUGGGCUAUCACCAUUGGUUUCCUUAUGGCGCUCUCAUCGGUCAUUUGCAUCCCCAUCUAUGCUGUGUUCUGUGUAUUGCGCUCAGAAGGCGACUCGCUGCUGCAGCGUCUGAAAAAUGCUACCCGGCCAAGCUAUGAGUGGGGCCCAGCCCUUGUGGAGCACCGGACAGGCCACUAUGCACCAGCCCUCAGCUCCUCCACAGAGUCACAGCUGGAGGUGCAGUUGCUGAACCCUGAAAAAUCCAAGAGUGACGAGGCUGGUGUGCCUGUUGCCAUCUCAGUUGGAAGCAAUGGCUCUACUCACAGUCAGGACUCCAAGAUCUGAACCUUAGCCUGGGAGGCAGGGCAGGGAGCCCGCCUUGCACCUUCUCUUUCCCACCUGCCCUGGUCCUCCAAACCCUACUCUGCUCAGAUAUAUUUCAGCGCCUCCCACUGGGUGGGGGAGCCUUGGCUCCGAGGCUGUGCCGGACUCUGGGGGAGGGGGUUGUGAGGUCCCACCCCAUCCACCUUAUUUGUGCCCCUGUGCCAUCUUGUAACCCCUUAUGUUUACAGUAAUGUUCAGAUGGCCCCAAUUCACAGCCAGGACCAGGGUCAGAGAUGGGGAGGAUGUCCACUGGCUGAUCUGUUGUAGGUGCCUUGAAGAGCACCAGCAGCAGGAUUGUGUGGAGCCUCUUUUGGUCAGCAGCCUAUUUGGGGUGAAAUCUGGCAGCUGCACCAGGGCCCAGUAGGACUGGAAUCUACUGGGGAUGUAUGCCCUAUACUGCCCUGGAUUAGGGCUCUGGGAACUGGCUUCACAGGCAAGCAAAUGGGAAAUUUGUGGGGAAGGGGAGGAAAGAGGGUUGGUAGUCAUCAUAAAUGUAAUCUAGACAUUCUAGGCACAGCUUGGCCACAGGCUAGGCAGCUUUCAGCUAGGCUGUUGCCUCUGUGAGAGCUCUUCCAGAGAUGCAUUGAAGACUAUACACCACCCACCACUGCAUAUCUCUUCCUAGCUUCCUUACCUAGGAGAUAUAGCUUCCCCACCGCUGUCAGUUUGCCCUUCUAGUCAUGGUCUCUAUGAGAAGAAAUGCUCUUGCUAGAUACACUGUGGUUGGGUUGACAGAUUAAUAAUUUUUGGGGGGUAGGGGUAAGAGAGCUCUCCUUAACUGGAUUACAAGCAGGGAGGUAAUAGAAGUAUCACUGAUCUAUGAACACAAGCAGACAUAUUUCUCCUACUUGAUCUCAAAAUCAAGCCUUAUUUGCACACCAUCCAGAAUCACACAUGCAUGCAUACAGAGAAGCAUAAACACACAGCAUCUCCCAUAAAUAAAUUUGCACAGCUGACAGCUUGGAUACACUAUAUGGUUGUGAUAGAAAUCUAGUGCAGUGCCACAAGCUCUGGGCAGUGCAUGCAACCCACUGUUCAAAUUUUGUCCAGAUAUGCACUGUUGGUCUAGACAGCAUCUUCUGGAUCUCUGUAGGGGUGGGUGGGUGGUGGCUCUGAAGCAUUUUUCUACGCUCUUCCCCUAAGAAGAGCAAAUUAAUUCAAAUUGGUCUCCACAUAAGCAAGAGACCACUGGGACCUAGCCCUGCCCUAUUCUCUAGGGAAAGGGGCAGAGCCAACCAUGGUGCUAAAGGCAGGCGAUGUGCCAGAUCCUAUCCAUACCAUUUGGGGGAGGGACACACCAAAAACAAAAAGCACAACCUUUCCUAAAGGUUAUCUCAGCCAGGCCUGGGUUCCAUGUUGCCCAGUUCUCCAGUAGUAGGGGGAUGGAAAAUGUUGGCUUUAUUCUGGAGCCAUGGAGAAGUUGGCCAGAGGCACCAACCCCCAUAUCUAGCUGCAAGGCAUCUCUCCCUAAUGUAAAGCAGGGCCUAUGCCGGCUCAUAUGGAUAGAAGGUAUUAAUGGUUCCAUCUUCCGGCCUCAUCAUCCUGUGUUUCCAUUUCAGUGUUGCUGCCUGCACUUUACCCCUAGAAAUGCCUGGGUAGAGGAGACAGGAGACCCUGGCAGCCACUAUCCUGUCCUGUACCCUGAUGCCAUAUCUCUUACCAAUGCCAAACAGUGCAUGUAGGGGGCACCCCUCAGCUCCCAACUAUGCACGAUUGCUGCAGUAUAGCCAUGGUGCCAACAGCAAGGGCACAUCUGGUUCCUACCCACAUGGUACCUGCUCCAGCCAGUGGCAUGGGCCCAAUGGCCAGUGUUUAAGUGCCAAAUGUCUGCAUCAUGAGCAGAUAAGAGGGGGAGGGGGACAGAUGGCUCCAUGCCCCAAUGGUACUUUUGCUCUAAGCCUCCAGCUCCCCUAUCCUUCUCUCCUCUGCGCCGAAGAUGCACUAUUUAAUGCAUGGUUCCCAUGUCUGUCCUCCUCUCCCUUGUGAGUAUGGCAACUAGCAUUGCUGCCUCUCAUUGUUCAUAGCAAUAAUUGUGACGCGUCUCCCAUACUGUGACUCUCCUAGUUGUAGAUUUUUAAAGUCUGAUAGAUUUUAAUGAAAUUUAUAUUCCUGAA